GAACAAAAGACAAUCUAACAGGUAUAAUCCACUCAGUAACAUCCACGGAAUUCACAAAUUAAACAUCCAAGGGAACAAAAGAUAAUCCAACAGGUAUAAUCCACUCUGUAACAUCCACAGGAUAAAAUGGUGCCAGAAACCACCAAGAGAGUCCAAGUAGCAUAUAGACAAGACAAAAUACAACUAAACUGGACAACUAACAAGACACUGGAUAUAAAUAGAGUCCAUGGGAUGGGGUUGAUGUGAAGUAAAUAAUGAGUGUCAGGAGCGAAGGGUAAUCGAUGAUGUCAGAGGGGUGCAGUGGUUGAUGGGAAAUGUAGUUGAAGGGUUAAAAGUCUGGUGAUUAAGAACAAGGGUAGCGGGAAUAUAGCUCUGGUGCGGGGGGAAUGGUCAACGAAGACAGAGCAGAUGUUACAGAACCAUAGUAGCACGUAUAUUGCUAAGAUUGUAGUAUGUGUUUUUAUGUAUUCCUGCUAACAACAUUUGAAUGAGUGGCAACCUACUGUAUUAUAAUAUUACAUAAACCAACAGAAUUUUGAUUAGUUGCAUAAAGGUGUGCUUGGUUUACAUUCCAGGUCAUAGUAAAACGUUCUGUUUGUGCAGCCUAAAGUACAGCACAGACCUCUGACUAGAGAUAUGGCUGUGUUUUAUGAAGACUUGUAAGAGAAAGUUAUUAAAGGCACUUUAUCUUCUCUAUAUGCGAUUAUUUGAGCAAUACAAUCGACAUCCAGAUGAGUUUGUGGCAAUAAGCGUGCAUUAUGUAGUUGUUUGUAAAUCAUUGGUUUUAUCAGUGGAGACUUUGGCUCUGUGUGGGAUACUACAUUGCACUUUGGUCUUGUGACUCUUAAUGGCAGAUAACCUGAAGAAACGGGACUUCUUAGGGAGCAGAAAAACUUUUUUUGGAAAGUUGUCUCACGCAAAGUCUGUGAAGAGUAAGCAUGAUGUGGAGGGGGACGUUCAAAGCAGUGAGCCUGGUCCUACCUUGGACAGCAGAGCAGGAUGUGGCCGUGGCCCAAUGUCACACAGUUCUUCCCUCAGUCCGGACCAGUUUGACAGUUUGGUGUACGGCCACGGAAUCCAGCCAACAUCACAACGCCCUCAGCGGCCCAAACUACAACACUCCCAGUCGAUCCUUCGCAAACAGGCAGAGGAGGAGGCCAUCAAACGCUCACGGUCUCUCUCUGAAAGCUAUGAGCUCUCCACAGAUCUUCAGGACAAGAAGGUGGAAAUGCUUGAGCGGAAAUAUGGAGGCCGUUUCAUAACCCGCCACGCUGCUCGCACGAUUCAGACAGCUUUCCGCCAAUAUCAAAUGAACAAGAACUUUGAACGUCUCAGGAGUUCCAUGUCAGAGAAUCGCAUGUCCCGCAGGAUGCUUUUGACCAACAUGAGGAUGCAGUUUUCCUUUGAUGGACAUGAGAAAUCCCACAGCUCCUUUUUCGAAGGAAGGCAAAUGUCUCUCAUGGAUGAUAAAAGCCAUUUAGGAUCCGUGUUGCAAACUGGAGAGAAGAUUCCUGCCAUUUUGGAAGUCCCGGAAUGUCGAAGUGAUUUAACAGAGACGAUCACAGAGCUAGAGGACACAUUUUCGAGGCAGGUGAAGUCAUUGGCAGACUCCAUAGAUGAUGCACUAAACUGCCGUGGUCUGCAUGAAGAGGAGAUCCAGCCUGAGCGGGCAGUUUGUCAGGAGGACGAUGAGGUCCCUCACUCUGAUGACCGACACAAGUUGAAUGAGAUCUGCAAUGUGACGCUUUUCAUUGAUGAAGAGGAGAUUUCUCCACCUGUUCAGACCUCUGUAGAGCAUCCAUCCAACAUUGAAUCUGAGCAACUCACCCAGUCCAUCAAUUCUUUGCAAAAGUACUGGUCCAUGGACAACAAAGACGACAAGCUGGACGCGGACACUAGCUCCAGAAGUUCUCCAUCCCUCAGAUGCCAGGAGCCGCAGCUCUGCAUGAACCACUUACCGCUUCUGACCAUCGAGCCACCCAGCGACAGUUCAGCGGAAACGAGCGAUCGUUCAGAAUGCAGCUCAGUUAAGCAUCAGGAUAUUGAGGAACGGACAGUAGCAGAACAACGGGCCACUCCGAAGAGAAUCGCACAUGGACAUUCUCGAGAUCCGGAGCCCCUCAGACAUCGGCAGCUGGAGAGCCACUUGGCCACCAACGGCAGCCGUCAGAUCAAGUCAGAAUCAGACUUCUCUGAUGGGGACAAUGACAGUAUCAACAGCAACUCAAACUCUAAUGACACAAUAAACUCAUCCAGAGACAGUCUGAGAGAUCAGAGUCUGAACAAACAGACAUACCACAAAGACACCCGAAACAGCUGGGACUCUCCAGCAUUCAGCAGCGACUUCACUCGCAAGAGACAAUACCGCAUUGGGCUCAACCUUUUUAAUAGAAAGCCAGAGAAGGGCAUACAGUACCUGACAGAGAGAGGCUUUGUUCCCGACACACCUGUGGGCGUGGCCCAUUUUCUGCUACAGAGGAAAGGCUUGAGUCGACAGAUGAUUGGUGAAUUUCUUGGAAACAGACAGAAACAAUUCAACAGGGAUGUUCUGGACUGUGUGGUUGAUGAACUGGACUUCGCAGGAAUGGAGCUGGAUGAAGCUCUGCGCAAAUUCCAGGCCCAAAUCCGGGUUCAGGGGGAGGCGCAAAAGGUGGAGCGUCUAAUCGAGGCGUUUAGCCAGCGCUACUGCAUCUGUAACUCUGACGUGGUCCGUCAGUUUCGAAACCCUGAUACAAUUUUCAUUCUGGCGUUUGCCAUCAUCCUUCUCAACACAGACAUGUACAGCCCCAACGUCAAGCCGGAGCGCAAGAUGAAGCUGGAAGACUUCAUCAAGAAUCUACGAGGUGUUGAUGAUGGAGAGGACAUCCCUCGUGAAAUGCUGGUUGGGAUUUAUGAACGCAUCCAAAAGAAAGAGCUUAAGACCAAUGAGGACCAUGUGUCUCAGGUGCAGAAGGUGGAGAAACUCAUUGUGAGCAAGAAGACAAUGGGAUCGCUUCACCAUGGCCUUGGAUGUGUGCUGUCUCAGGCUCAUCGUAGGUUGGUGUGUUACUGCAGACUCUUUGAAGUUCCAGAUCCAAACAGGCUGCAAAAACUCGGACAGCACCAGCGGGAAAUCUUCCUGUUCAAUGACCUCCUAGUGGUUACCAAGAUCUUCCAGAAGAAGAAAAACUCAGUGACUUACAGUUUUAGACAGUCUUUCUCUCUUUACGGGAUGCAAGUGAUGCUCUUUGAAAACCAAUUCUAUCCACAUGGUGUCCGGCUCACUUCAGCUAUUCCAGGAGCUGACAUUAAAGUCCUGAUAAAUUUCAACGCUCCCAACUCUCAGGACCGCAAGAAAUUCACCAGUGACCUGCGAGAGUCCAUCGCUGAGGUCCAGGAAAUGGAGAAAUACCGGAUAGAGUCUGAACUGGAAAAGCAAAAGGGGCUGGUCAGACCCAGCAUGUCUCAGAGCAUGUCUGGCUUGAAGAAAGAGGCAGGAAAUGGGACCAUGAGCCGCACUAGUCUGGAUGACACCUAUGCCAUGGGGGAGGGGCUAAAGCGGAGCACGCUCAGUAGCUCCCUGCGUGACCUCUCUGAAGCAGGCGAGCGCGGGUGCCGCACCAGUGCAGGAUCUCUAGACAGCAAUAUGGAAGACUUCAUCAUUAGCUGUCCCACCCUGGACCAGAGACAACCCCUCGCCAAGGAUCACCUAUUUCCUGACACACACAGCGCUUCAAACUCCUCUUUCCUUAUCGGGUCACCUUUCAGCAACAGACAGGCCAAGGAUUCAGUCGUGGGCUGUACUCCAACGAUUCCUCGAGAACCCAGCCCCCCCAUCCUCAUCUUCCAAACGCCACAUCCAUUUAACCUGCACCACACUGCCCACCACUCGCAUCUGGGUCAUUUUCCCAAGAACCCUCAACCAUCCUGCCACUAUCCUCCAGCACUCAACUCACGCGGCCUGCAUCUCUUUAGACGGCGAUCUCACGCACCACACAACCCCCACUGGCCCCAGCACACAGUCCAGAACAGACAUCUGCAUGCGACCAGCAGACACUGCGGCAUCACCAUGCUGGUGUGAGCUCAUUUCUCACUUCACAGACAUGAUUGAACUGAGCCAGAAGCCCACCCAACACCCAGCCAAAACCCAGAGGAGCAACGCAUAAAAAAACGCAUCUCUCUUUAAUUUACUACAUGGCUUCAGGUAAAUGUCCUGUAAACAUCUCUGGUUCAUAUUUCAUCCCAGAAAUUAAAAAUCCACCCUUAACAUCCAUCAUUUUAGUCCUUUCUGUCACAGAACACAAGAGAUGUUGAUGCUGUUCACUAUGUGAUUUUUAAAAGGAGGAUUUUCUGUUCUAUUUUAUUUGUAUAGUAUUUUUGUUACAAAGAAAUAUUCACUUGAAGAAAAGGGUUUAUAUGAUCUGCAUUUUCCGAUCUUCAUAUGAACUGGAGAUUCAACGCUGGCUGGACAUUUUUACAAACACACUAUCUGUAUCUAUAAAUAAAUGUACUUAACGUCAUUGCCUCUGUGGACAAAAUACUUGGCACUGCUGUAAAUUUCAACACAACAUAUUUAGAGAAACUGCAGAAAUUAGCAUUGAAAAGAAACUUAGUCCAGUGGGAAAAGACACAAAAUCAUUCCCACUUUAAUGCACAAAACAACAACAAGAAAACAAUAUGUGUGCUUGGUUUUUAAAGGUGCAAAGGUUUUUAAAAGGCCUCCUUAAAUUCUCAUUACUUCCUAAUUUUCUUAAAGGAGUAGUUCACCAUCAAAAUGAAAAUUCAUUUACUCACCCUCUUGUCAUGUCAAACCUGUAUGAAUUUCAUUCUUCUGCAGGAAACAAAAUAAGCAAUGCAAGUGAAUUGGGGGCUGUUAGAACACAAAAUAAGUUAUUUUGAAGAAUGUGGUUGAGGAAGAAAGAAAGUCACACAGUUUGAAAUGACAAGAGGGCGAGUAAAUGAUGACAGAAUUUUCAUUUUGAAGGUGAACUACUUCUUUUAAAGUGAUCAAAACUAUUUUUGAUAAUUUCUACGUUGCUAACAAAUACAUCAAACUACACAGUCUACAAAUCUAAAUAAUAUUGUUUUCUUUGCAUUACUAUAUUGAGAAUUUUUUUGCAUCACAACAUCAGUCUAACAAUACAUUUCUAUGCAAAAUACAAUGACUUGGACUAUGGGGUGAAAUAUGAGCAGGGCAUAUAGCUGACAAGCUUCUUAUCCCUAACGAGAUCACAUUUAGCUCAAAUAAACAACAACAAAACUAGGGUUUGUUUGUAUUAGAACAUGCUUGUGGAGUAAAUGUGUUUUAAAGCGAAGUCUUAGAAAUCAUUAAUGAACGUGCCAAUGAUCAUUUCAUAUAUACUUAUCAGCUCUAUGCUCUGUGUGUAGUAUAUUAGUACAGUAGUGUUAUUGUAUCCAUUUUAGGCUUGAAGCGAUGUUAGAGAACACUGUAAAAAUGUAUUCAGAGAGUUUAAGAACAAAAUCUUGGUCAUUGAAAGUCAAGGUCAGAUGUGAAGAAGAAUGUUCCUAGAAAUGUAGAUCCUGGAGCACAUUUACCUGCUGGAACAUGUACAGUGUAAGGUCAUUUGAAAUUGCUACAUAUCACACUUUUAACCAGGAAAGACUUAGUUCAAGGACGUGAGAUGUUAAAAAUAUACUUGCAUGCCUUCAACUGGAACUUUUUCAGUGAAAACGAUGAAGUCAUAUUUGAUGUUUCUUUGGAGUUAUGCACAAAACUAAUGAGGGCCAGUGACUGAAUUAUUUUUCUAUGUAUUUAAGGAUUAUUUUCCUUCUAAAGUGCAAUAUGUUUGUCAUGAUACCAUUAUUUGAUCGUAGUGGCGAUCAACAUCGAACAAUUAUUUGACUCAUUGUUCCAUUUGACCUCAAAUUGAUUUAGGCUUUAACUGUGAUCUAUGUUUUUGGUGUUAAUUUAUUAUUGGAAAUAAAGCGGUAUGAUCAUGGCAAUGGAGUGCAAUCAUGUACAAAAAAAAACCUUUGAAAGGAUUUUCAGAGUUUGAGGUAAAUAUUCUGUCAUAUUAUGCAGGUAUCUUCACUCUUGAAAAAAAGGUGCUUCAAAAGUUUUUUUUCAGUGCCAUAGAAUAAACUUUUGGUUCCAUGAAGAAUCUUUAACAUCUGGAGAACCUUUCUGUUUCACAAAAGGUUCUUUGAGGCAAGAAAUAGAUCGUUAGAUUAUAGAAAAGGAAGAAAGAGAUGGUUCUUUAAAGACCUUUGACUGAAUGGUUCUUUGUGGAACUGAAAAUGGUUCUUGUAAGGCAUCGCUUUGAAGAACCUUUUAAGCACCUUUAUUUUUAAGACUGUGUAUGUUUAGAGUAAUGUAUAUUUUUAGCAAACUGUGACAGUUGACAAUGAUUAUUACAAAGUCACAUCCUGAACACAUACACGUGUGUAAGCUAAAGUGACAGAACAAUAAUAUCGAAUUGAAACUUUUGUAUCAUAAAUCUUAUCUUAUUAUAAUACAGAUCAUUUGUUGUUUGGUCUACAGACAUUUUUUGGUUCGCAAAGCACAGCCACAAUAAGCUAUUAGUACUGCAGUAUCAUUAGUAACAGAACCCAUUGGGUAUUUUUGGCAGGGACUAAAACUUUGAACCGAAGGAUGGCAUUUAAACAAUUGACAUCACCAAACACUCUUUCUCUUGUGGCUCAUAUGUUCAACCUGUCCCCUGCAACCACCUUCCAUAUCAAGAUAAUUUUUACCAUCCAAUCAAUCCCCGAUGGAUAAAAAUAGCCGGUUUCAUUCAGUCAUAUAUCUUAUUGUAGAAGUCAAAAGGGUUGUGAACACUUUCAGAAGAAAAUGCGAGUCAUUUCAGUCUGAUGUACUGAUGGCAGAUAAUCCCCAACAAUGCACUGAAGGUUCAGAUGUAUCUUUUUUCUUUUAGUUUUUCACACUCGUCUUGUCUUUUUCUGUGUCUUUUUCAGCAGCGUUAUAUGUAGUUCCGUAUUGCGUUGUGUGUUAUUGGAGUGCUGCAUGCCGAAUAUUCCACUCAUCCUUGUGAAAUAUGGAAGGAUCGUGUAGUGGACAUCUGUUCACAGGUUAAUAAAACCAGGGCUUGUAAAGACACAAUUAAGCAGUAAUAAACCAACCAGGGGUCCAAGUGGGGAUGACAUUCAUUGUGUAUGCAGUGUCCUUUCUGCAUAAUGUAUAAUGAGAUAUGUAUUUCUGUCCGUCCAGCAAUGAAAUAGACUUAAUCAUGUGUGUAUAAAUAUGUUUGUCUCCUCACUGGCUGCUAUACUUCUGUUCAACUGAAUGCAUCAAGAUAUCAAAGAAUAUUUUAGGACAGGGAAUUAUUUUAUUUGACCAGAGAAAACUGAAUGCUUUUCAUUUGUGAUAUUUUGUUUGUAAUGGAUCUCAGUGUCGAUGUACAGUAAAUGUAAAACUCCAAAUGUGAUGUUCAAAACACUCAAUAAAAUGUAUAUGACUA
Triplophysa dalaica is the source of this 7418-nucleotide messenger RNA. RefSeq names its product IQ motif and Sec7 domain ArfGEF 1a (gene iqsec1a). The coding region runs from base 848 to 4060 and encodes 1070 amino acids. Gene Ontology annotation, biological process: regulation of ARF protein signal transduction; actin cytoskeleton organization. NCBI's taxonomy places the organism in Eukaryota, Metazoa, Chordata, Actinopteri, Cypriniformes, Nemacheilidae. Gene Ontology annotation, molecular function: protein binding; guanyl-nucleotide exchange factor activity. The transcript is spliced from 14 exons. The record is from RefSeq and is a predicted model, not a curated record.